UCAUCUUCAUCUGUUUGUGAAUUCUUUUAUUGUUUGUUGUGCAAGUAACAAAGAUCAAGAUGAAUUCAAGAUUCUCUCUUCUUCUGUUCUUGUUCUUGGUCAUAGUUUCUCAAUCAAAAUCUUCCAUCUUCAAAACCUUCCCCAGUAAUCUCUCUCCCAAAUCUCCUCUUUCCUCAGUCGUCCUCCCUCUCUCCGGCAACGUCUUCCCUCUCGGAUACUACUCGGUCUUACUUCAAAUAGGAACCCCUCCAAAGGCAUUUGAAUUUGAUAUUGAUACUGGUAGUGAUCUCACUUGGGUUCAAUGCGAUGCUCCUUGCAGUGGUUGUACUUUGCCUCCUAUACAUCAGUACAAGCCUAAAGGAAACACUGUCCCGUGCUCAGACCCGCUUUGUUUAGCACUUCACUUUCCUAACAAGCCUCAAUGUCCAAACCCUAAAGAACAAUGUGACUAUGAAGUUAAUUAUGCUGAUCAAGGUUCAUCAAUGGGUGCACUUGUUAUUGAUCAGUUUCCUUUAAAACUUCUAAAUGGCUCGGCCAUGCAACCUCGUUUAGCAUUCGGGUGUGGUUAUGAUCAGAUUUUACCUAAAGCACAUCCUCCGCCCGCGACUGCUGGAGUUUUGGGGCUUGGGAGAGGGAAAAUUGGUCUCUUGACACAGAUUGUAGCCGCGGGACUAACGAGAAAUGUGGUUGGACAUUGCCUAAGUUCUAAAGGUGGAGGCUAUUUGUUCUUUGGAGACACUCUCAUUCCUACCCUUGGUGUGGCCUGGACACCAUUACUAUCACCAGACAACCAUUACACGACUGGACCAGUCGAUCUUCUUUUCAACCGAAAGCCAACAGGUUUAAAUGGACUUAAACUCAUCUUUGACACCGGAAGCUCAUACACUUACUUCAACAGCAAGACAUACCAAACAAUAGUUAACCUGAUCGGAAAUGAUCUGAAAGGCUCACCGUUGAAGGUUGCGAAAGAAGAUAAUACCUUACCAAUCUGCUGGAAAGGAGCUAAGCCCUUCAAAUCUGUUCUUGAGUUCAAGAACUUCUUCAAGACCAUAACAAUUAACUUUACCAAUGCCAGAAGAAACACUCAGCUCCAGAUUCCACCAGAAGCUUAUCUCAUCAUCUCUAAAACUGGUAAUGCCUGUUUGGGACUACUAAAUGGAAGUGAAGUAGGAUUACAAAACUCCAACGUAAUCGGAGAUAUCUCUAUGCAAGGGCUAAUGAUAAUCUACGACAACGACAAACAACAACUCGGAUGGGUUUCUAAAGAUUGCAAUAAGCUUCCCAAAACAUGACACCUUCACAAUUAUAAUAACUCUUUAGAGUUUAGAAUUUACAUAUAAACAUUUUAAGUACCAUAAUAAAACAAUUUUUACAGU
Arabidopsis arenosa is the source of this 1376-nucleotide messenger RNA. The record is from the annotation of a GenBank genome assembly. NCBI's taxonomy places the organism in Eukaryota, Viridiplantae, Streptophyta, Magnoliopsida, Brassicales, Brassicaceae.